AUGUUCUCUUCUACCAAAAAGAUGGCUCCAACUCCAGUUACUGCUGAGAAGUACGCUUCCCACCGCCCUACCAAGGUGACACUUGUUACAUGCACCGCUCUCUACAGCGUGGCUCAUUUGAUCCUCUUCUUCAUGUCUGCGGUUGCUUGGUCCAGUGCCAAGGCCAGAGCUAACGAGACACCCUUUUCGGUCGGCGGUAUCGACACUACUUUGAAUCGCUGGGGACUCUACCCAUUCAUGACGUUUGGGGCCCUCGUCUGCUUUGUUACAUCUGCAGUGAUGACGAUUAGAUCGUCUUGCCGCAUCAAGGGCUCUCCUAUUGAUGCCAAGUUCAUUUUCCGCGGAAUCUUUUACACCCUGAUCAUCAUUCUCCCCAUUGUAAUUGCUGGCUGGACCAACCCUCUUCUUGGUGCCAUCAAUCCUUCCCCGGCCAUGACAAUGGCCUGCACCGAGGGGCCGUCUGGUGAAUCAGUCUGUACGCCUGUCACUCAACAGGAUAACCUUUCAAGUGGCAGCAUGCCUCACAUUGGCAGCGUUUGUGGCACGUUUGUCAUGGAAACUUUUGAUGCUGGCUACCCUGGCCCCAAGCCCGCCAUGACCAUGAUUCACUUCAAUCUUGGCCUUGGAGUUUUGAUUGCUGGUCUGGCUUCUGCUUUGGCCCCUGCCCACUCAAAGCGUCUGACUCACGAAGUCGGCAAAGUGUAG
Molecule: messenger RNA, 705 nt
Organism: [Torrubiella] hemipterigena
Lineage: Eukaryota; Fungi; Ascomycota; Sordariomycetes; Hypocreales; Clavicipitaceae
Source: the annotation of a GenBank genome assembly